AUGUUAUGUUCGACAAUGUACAAUUGCAAGGAUAUCAAAGGAUGUCAUCUUUCACGUGAAAUAGUACCUAAAGUAAUGUUUUGCCCAGACCGGAAGUUGAAGCCGAAUUUCCAUGCGAAAGGGUUUAAUUUUUAUUUUGUUAUUGGUUUGAUCCCUGGAGAAGAAGCACGACUACUUCGAGGAGACGACAUGGACCACAGCCACUGGUGGUAUCCCAGUGAAGCCCCGGCCACGGCUGCACAGCAGGUGACAUGGCGACCGUCCACAGACGGCGAGCGUCUCAUUGGCCGAAUUCUGCUAAACAAGACCAUGAAGGACGGCUCAAUUCACGCAGACACUGGCACGCUGCUCGGACUCAAGGUGGUUGGCGGGAAGAUGACAGAUUCUGGUCAUCUGUGUGCAUUCAUCACCAAAGUGAAACGAGGAAGCCUAGCAGAUGUUGUGGGGCACCUGCGAGCAGGUGAUCAGGUUGUGGAAUGGAAUGGUCACGUUCUGCAAGGCGCCACUUUCAACGACGUUUACAACAUCAUCCUGGAGUCCAAAGCCGAGCCACAAGUGGAGCUGUUGGUGUCGCGACCAAUUAGAUCUGCAGACUCUUCCCAUUGCUCCAGUUCCACCUCCCUUGCCUCUCCGUUAAGCCCAAAUGCAAUGCAAGGACAGGUCUUGACUGAAAACACGUGUGUUCCGCUUCCCAGACUUCAGGUGAAGCUGUGGCAUGAUAGAGUCGGGCAUCAGUUGAUUGUCACCAUCCUCGGCGCUAAAGAACUCCCUGUUCGAAUAGACGGCCGGCCCCGGAACAUUUAUGUUGAAAUCUACUUACUUCCUGACAGAAGUGGCAAGAGUAAGCGGAGGACAAAGACCGUGAAGAAGUUGGCAGAACCUCGGUGGAACCAGACGUUCAUGUACUCACCGAUCCACGAACGGGACUUCCGAGAGCGCACGUUGGAGUUGACGGUGUGGGAUCAAGCCGGCGUUGCCGAGGAAGAGAGUCAGUUCCUUGGAGAGGUUGUGAUUGGGCUAGAGAAGACCACACUGCUGGAUGAUCAGCCUCAUUGGUUCAAACUUCACAGGAACACUUUUGCCUCUCUGCCGCGAGCCAACACCUCUCCCUACCUCCACAGGAGAGCACUCCGGGAUGGAUCCGGUGCCAGGAGGCUGCACUGUUCUCACAGGUUCAGUGAUGGAGACUUUUCCGAUUAUGACUGUGAGGACGUUAUUGGCGUGUUAUCAGACACCCGCCAGAAUGGCCAACACCUCUACACCUCUGCCUGCUCUUUGAAUGAGCACGGGCCAUCGUCUCGUCCCGGAUCGCGAUGUGACCCGAUCACUGCGAGGUGCUCGUCGCCAAGCCACUGCGCAAACCCUCUUUACCCGCUUUACCGUGAAGAUGCCGUGCGGAUGCUGCGAGGCUCAAAGAUCACCCGUGCCCAUUCUGAUGUCGGACGAUAUGGCAGCCUGGACAAGAGGUUAUUGAGGAGAAGGUCUGGGGCCAUCUCUCUUGACUCUCAUGAUUGUUACUCCGGAGGCUUCUGUAAUACUCCCUGGUCGGACCACAAGACAAAUGGGAGCGUUGAGGACUUCAGCCAGAACUUCAUCCCAAACAUACCCUUGGAAACACAACCCUUCGAUGAGGAACUGUUAAGGGUCGACCGCCGCGAUGGUUCGCUCCAUUUGAGUCCGACAGGAAGCCCCGACUGCGGUCGCAGAGUACGUCAAUUGCCUACAAUUCCACCCAAAGGUGCUCCGGACGCACCAUGCACCACACCAACUGGUGCUGGAGGUCCACCCACUCCUCAUCUCUCGCAAUCCCCCUCGCACAGGCAGGCACCUUCCACUGGCAACCAACAAUGCCCUCCACUCAUUACAAUACAAGCUCCGCCUCCCACAGGACUUUCACACUUGCACUGCCGAGUCUCACCAUCUCCUGCACCCCCAGCUAACCCAGUUCCUUCCGUGACCCCCAGCGCUUCUCAACAAGCUCCCCCCCAACCUGCCUCAGCCCCUCCACCAACCACCUCAACUCAUCGAGCUCCAUCCCCACCGACCAUAGCUCCUCCCCCUCCCUUGUCAUCUACUCCUGAAGCUCCUCCUCCCCCGACCCCCUCCACUUGUCAUCAAGCGCCACCUUCUUCGCCGGCCCCACCUUCUCAGACACCAGAGGUGGAGAGACGCUCAGCCACGCCAGGGGGCAGCAGGAAAGAGGUCACAUGGGAGGACCAACAAACAAAAGCAGCUAACGGUAUGAUGAAGGAUCCAGAAAGGAUGCGCGACGGUCUCUCGUUGAACUCGUCUCCCAGCAACUUGAGCGAAAUGUCUGCCGAGUCAGUUGUUGUCGACCACCUGCAAAGUGUCAGUCAAGCAGAAGCUCUGGAGAGUCCAGGGGUUUCGGAGGAUCCUUUAGGGACUGGAUCAACAGAAAAGAGCAUUCUGCAGAACAGCGAAUCGAUGGAGGAAGGAGAGGAGGAGCCUGAGUCGUCAAAGGUAGCAUCAGCGCCUGCCAACAAACCUGCCAGUGCGGCCGGCGACAUUUGUUCUCUGAGCCGUAAUGACGACGACGACGACGACAAGAAGCGCCGAUCCAGUUUGGGCGCUCGUGUGAUGGGAAUGGUCGGACUGGGAAAGAAGAGCCAAAGUACCUCGCAAAUCAAUCCAGAGGAGGAAGAAAAGAAGAAGAAGGUGGUGAGACUUCCUGUUCAGAGGAGCGUGGAAACCGGACUGGCUGUGGAGUUUAAGUCUCGCUUCACACGACAGCCAAGUCGCGAUCCUGAUGCGGAGGACCCAAAGCCCGGAGCUUUGAUCUUCCCGGGAGUCAAGCUGGCCACCGACAAACACUUCACCGGCUUCCUUGAUGGGUUAGGCCCAGCCCAGCUGGCUGGGAGGCAGACGUUGGCUACACCUCCCAUGGGAGACAUCCAAAUUGGAAUGGUCUACAGGAAGGAGCGUCUCGACGUGGAGGUGAUCCGGGCCAGGGGGCUUGUGGGUAAACAAGGCAACAAAAAUACCCCAGCUGCAUAUGUGAAGGUCUACCUGAUGGAUAACGGCAAAUGUUUGCUGAAGCGAAGAACUCGUCUGGCUAGAAAGACCCUGGAUCCUCUUUAUCAACAACAGCUGCAGUUUGAAGAGAAUCCAGAAGGCAAAGUUCUACAGAUCAUUGUGUGGGGGGACUACGGCAAGAUGGACCAUAAAUCCUUCAUGGGUGCUGCUCAGGUUCUACUGGAUGACUUGGACCUGUCCAUCAUGGUGAUUGGCUGGUUUAAAUUAUUUCCUGCUACAUCCUUGGUGGACCCCGCCUUGGCCCCACUGACCAAUAAAGAGACCGAGGGCAUCUGCACGCCGUAGAACUAAAAACCCGGGUGCCCAUGGAAAAGCGUACCCUCCGCUGUGGUCGUCACGCAUCCUGAGAAGCUGAGGAGAAGGACGUGUGAUCGACGUUUGCAGGCAAAUCACAGCUACUGGUUCAUUGCCUGCAUCAAAAGCAAGAGGAUUAGCAUGCUAGUUACAAUAAGGGAUAGUGGCAGAGGAAGGACAUGUAAUGUGACAAAUCAGACACUUACUGCCAGAUUGUGUUCUUCAGGUCAAGGUCACAUCUGAAAAUAAAGAUUGUCAAUGUUUUCAAUUCCAGUAGCUCUUUUCUUCUCUGGAACCUGACAACAUUGAGAAUCAGUGAUUUAUUCUAUAAAUGUACUUUCUUUACCUUUGGCCUUCACAGUAUUGAGGGGCAGCAAACGCCUAUGUUCUUCCGCCAUUUGUCCCUAUUUUCUAAAUCAUUUCCCCCAACUCUAGCUCACGGCAGGUCUUCCCUGGCCACAUCUGUAAAUCUCCUCUUUGGUCUUCUGUAGUUACAAUCUUGUGAUCAUUAUACCUCCUCUUUAAAAAAAAAAUGCAAACAAACUAGGCAUUUAAAAGUUUAAUAAUUCAGUUUCCAAAAAUCUAAGGAAAACAUCAAACAAUCAUGCAGGUCAAAGAACGCAAUUAGAAUAACAGUAAGAAUAAAUAGUGCAAGUACCAAAGCCAGGAACACUAAAAAAAUACUUAUCGGCCAUUUCCAUGACAUCAAGGACCUUUUUUUUUUUUUUUUUUGAAAACACUACCUUUGUCUUUCUGCUUAACCACAUCAAGUGGUGCAGUCCAAUGUAGGGAGAUGAAAACAGUUUUU
Messenger RNA from Syngnathoides biaculeatus (alligator pipefish), 4156 nucleotides. Its product is annotated as regulating synaptic membrane exocytosis protein 2-like. Lineage: Eukaryota; Metazoa; Chordata; Actinopteri; Syngnathiformes; Syngnathidae. The transcript is spliced from 30 exons. The coding region runs from base 1 to 3339 and encodes 1112 amino acids. Gene Ontology annotation, molecular function: transmembrane transporter binding; small GTPase binding. Gene Ontology annotation, cellular component: presynaptic membrane; cytoskeleton of presynaptic active zone. Gene Ontology annotation, biological process: regulation of synaptic plasticity; regulation of membrane potential; positive regulation of synaptic transmission. The record is from RefSeq and is a predicted model, not a curated record.